Messenger RNA from Hypomesus transpacificus, 3971 nucleotides. Its product is annotated as CTD small phosphatase-like protein. Bases 617 to 1447 code for a protein of 276 amino acids. The transcript is spliced from 8 exons. The record is from RefSeq and is a predicted model, not a curated record. Lineage: Eukaryota; Metazoa; Chordata; Actinopteri; Osmeriformes; Osmeridae. Gene Ontology annotation, molecular function: RNA polymerase II CTD heptapeptide repeat phosphatase activity.
UGAUCCAUCUCGCGAAUAUCAAAUACAUGGCGCCUCCAUGUUGGACACAAACAGCUUGUCGGAUACAAUUUCUUUAAAAAGUGAAUUUUAUAUGACUGGAUUAUUGAAACUGUCUUUACAUCUGUUUUAGAGCUUGAGAGACGCUUUAUUUUUCGUUUUUGCACUAUUUCACCUGUAUUCCAUAACGUCAAAUUUAUGUGAAAUGCAAAUGGAACAGCAAUGCUAGCUGGCUAGCAAACUCGAGUCUCUUGUCGUAUAUAUUUUUGUUUAUUUUUUUACUAGCUGGCUUGCGAACUAUCCAGUUACAUUACGUUGGAGUGUGUUCUUUCCACACUAGCCUUGGAUGUUGCUAACAAAUUCAGAUAUUUCUAGCGACAAGGAUAUUCCGAGGUCGGUGGAGGAAUUUUACGUUUGCCAAACCACCACUAGCUUGCUAGCCAGUUCACCUAGCUAUCUGGUUGACAGCUAGCUUGCUAACGCAAUAGCUAGCGUUCUUGAACAAGCUACUUUAGCUAGCUACCAGGUAGGGAGAGAGAAAAUAGCUACCCACGUAGGUAGCUACCGAGCUAGCUGGCUGAACAUUCAUUAACCAAGAGGAGAAUAACUAUCUGUCUCAAUGGACCAUACGUCCAUAAUCACACAGGUUUCUAACCCCAAGGAGGAGGAGAUCAUAUCAUUCAACCAGGAAAAAGUUUCCCAGUCCAACAGCAGCAUCAAGAAACAGAGGAGUCGGGGCAUCUUCAGCACGUUCUUCUGCUGCUUCCGCAACUACAAUGUGGAACCCCCCACCACCAACAACAGCACCAGCUCCCUGCCUCCACCUGUUGAGGAGAAUGGAACCCCUCCCAAGUGUGACCAGGUCGAGGUCAUCCCUGUCCCUAGUCCCCCAGCCAGAUACCUUUUACCAGAGAUGAACACAUCUGACUAUGGCAGGAAGUGUGUGGUGAUCGAUCUGGAUGAAACCCUUGUCCACAGCUCAUUCAAGCCCAUAAGCAAUGCUGACUUCAUAGUCCCUGUGGAGAUAGAUGGAACAGUUCAUCAGGUGUACGUGCUGAAGAGACCUUUCGUGGACGAGUUCCUCCAGAGGAUGGGCGAGCUGUUUGAAUGUGUCCUGUUCACAGCCAGUCUGGCCAAGUAUGCCGACCCAGUGGCAGACCUGCUGGACCAUUGGGGGGUGUUCCGGGCCCGGCUCUUCCGAGAAUCCUGUGUGUUCCACAGAGGGAACUACGUGAAAGACCUCAGCCGGCUAGGCAGAGAGCUCAACAACGUCAUCAUCGUUGACAACUCCCCCGCCUCCUACAUCUUCCAUCCAGAGAAUGCGGUCCCGGUCCAGUCUUGGUUUGACGAUAUGAACGACACCGAGCUGCUGGACUUGCUGCCUUUCUUUGAGGGACUAAGCAAAGAGGAGGAGGUCUAUGGAGUCCUGCAGAACCUGAGGGGCAGGUAGCAGGACGGACGGCCGGCACCAGCAGUGUGCUUCUCUCAGUGUCUCUCUCCCGCUCUGGUCCUUUCACUCCACCACACCCUCUCAGGCUCUGGCAGAAGCACUUCUCCCUCUAAGCCCCUUCCCCCCCAUGCCUCUGCCCCAAGGGUGUGCUCUGGAGCCUCACUGUGGAUCCCUGUCAGCUGCUCCCUUGUUUGGGCCUCCUGGUGGCUUCUCCUGACAGAAUGCACUUCAGACUCCAGAGGCUGGAAACAUGACACAGUCUCAAGAAACGUGUACCGAGUGUUGUGGUCCGUUAACUUAGACUGGGAGGGCACAUAUUAAGAGAGGACUGAAGUCUCCGUUUGGAAACUAAGAAACUGUUUUACAUUUGGUCAAGUGCUUGUUUUAAACCAAAAACCUAUCCUUUAUCUGGGGAUUUUUAUUUGUGAUAAAAACAACAGAACAGUUCUCUAUCUGUUUGACCUUGUUAUUGUUGCUAUGCAGGCAAGUUUUGGGAGGAGAAAGGACUGUGAAUUUUGUUUUUUUCCCUGACCGAAUCAAGUGCCUUUUAUGAAUGUUUUUAGGGGAGAUAUUUUGUACAUGGCGUAUUUCCAGAGUAAUUCAAUCUUACUUCAAAGAAAGGAUAUGCUUUAAAAGAGAGACAGAGAUGUCUUUUUGUAAAAGCUAGUUAUUUUAGCUGUUUGUUUUGACAUCGAAGGCUGGGUACAGGUCUCCAUUGUAUUCUCUAUCUUUUUCCAGUUUGCUCGUGCCAUCAUCUAGAAGUGAUUUCAUUUUCUCUUGCUGUCAUUCAUUAAACUUAGCAUAGUGUAUGGUUAAUUUUGAGAAGCAAUGGACUAUUUUUGCAUUUGUGAAAUUUAACCUACAGUGGCCCCAUGUUAGUUUCUAUGAGAUAUUUGGAAAACAAUCUCUGAGUUGCUGAUAUUGUGCCAUUUAAUAUCCCCUAUCAGUAUAUACAUACAUCAUUUAUUUCUCAGUUAAGCUAAAAUGUUCUUAUAUUUCAUCAGUAAGUUAUAUUUUUCUUUGGUAAAAUCCAAAAUAACCAUUUAAGUAGACUAGACUGCAAAUUGAGUCAGUCCAUCUUUUUGUCACACAUUUGGAUCCUCGUUAUUCAUUUAAACAAUUACGUUUUUACCAGCAUACAGUACCAGUCAUUUAUAUUUGCACACUCAUUUUGAAAGCUGCAGUUAUAUUGGUCUAUCCAGUAGGAGGAGCUCUGAAACACACCUUUGCAAUACACAGUUGCAAAUAUAUUUCUCUUGUUUCACAUGAACUGGUCUUGUACAGUUAAUGGGUAGAGUGCCAUGUUUUAUUACAAGGGUUUCUCCUGGAGAAACCCGUCUCUUCAGAGCAUCUAGUAUAGGAAUGGUCAAGGUUGAAACCACACUGUGCUGUUUCUGAUUUCUGACAUUCAACAGUGGUCCAGUCCGUAGAGAGGGCGUGUGGAUGCAGUCUUCACACGCUGUCUUAACAGUUCCUCACCUCAGUGCCUAAGUCCAGAGGAGCCGUAUACUCUUAGUGCUGUAGUAACCAUGGCAAUAACCUUUCGGGAGCUUCUAUCCUGGGUGAUUGUUUAAGGGGUGGGAAUCCAGCACUUGACGGCUAGCCAUACAGGUUUGGUUGUAACACAUUUGGGCACUGUAAAAGGACCACACAGCACCUCAUCAUGGCAUUGAUGCCUUACUGCCUGCUCAGGCAUAAAGCAAUUCUCAUUCAUGAAUUCCAAGGUUGCUACUGUAUGUCAAGAGUAUUGUUGGUAACACUUGACUCCAAGUAUCUUCAUGUGAAGUGCAAUAAAGCCUCAUAUGUGUAGAACCUUUUAGAUGCAUUAGUGUCCCAAGGUCCUGUAUGAGACUUUGUCAUCCUUCAUAGGAGAUCCCAGUCAUUUUUACACUAAUAUUACUGCUCCUAUAGAUAUAUCAUAACCUGUUAUUGUUGGCGUAAGCAUUUGAUAAUGUUUAUGAAUUGCUGAUGAGGGUGUUGGUUUUAAUGCAAUGUCUUUCAUAAGAAGUGUACUGGUCUCUAUCGGACUGACUUUCUCCUUAACUAUCGUUCGUGUCAUUGUGAUAUUUUUCUAGUUACCUUUGUCAGUAUUUGGUUUGGAAAAAUUGCAUAUUAUUACCCAUUAUAUACAGCUGCUGUUGUUCUCCCCAAACCCCUUGCCCUCUCCUUUCAGCUUGGUAACAUCCCUUUCACAAGUUUUGGUUGGGUUGUUCUUUAGGGUCUCCACCUCCACGACAGGGGCCUGCGUUCUCGUCUCCUGGUUGAUAUACUCACUCUGACACCUGUUCACUCACGCCCACUUAAGCACAUCAAGCCUUUGUUUUGAACACUGAAGUUGUCCAACACUGAUUUCAAAGUCACCUGCAUCACAUUUUAAUCUCCCUGCCAAUCCCCCCCUCCCCCCCGGUCACCAUUAUUAUUACAACAUUUCUUGGUUUACCUGCGAGUGUAUGUUUGCCCCCAACUUCCUGAAUAAGCUGUCUUUUCAAUUGUAAUAAAAAGGCGUAUUGGAAAUAUUCUUUAA